Oncorhynchus nerka (sockeye salmon) is the source of this 4214-nucleotide messenger RNA. RefSeq names its product zinc finger protein 883-like. The transcript has 2 exons. The record is from RefSeq and is a predicted model, not a curated record. Lineage: Eukaryota; Metazoa; Chordata; Actinopteri; Salmoniformes; Salmonidae. Bases 253 to 2091 code for a protein of 612 amino acids. Gene Ontology annotation, molecular function: DNA-binding transcription factor activity, RNA polymerase II-specific; RNA polymerase II cis-regulatory region sequence-specific DNA binding. Gene Ontology annotation, biological process: regulation of transcription by RNA polymerase II.
AAUCUAGUGGACGGUUCUUCAUAAACAGCUCGUCAACCACCUCGGUAGCUUGCUAGCCAACAUAGCCGAAAGAUUCAAGCUAUUUAGACGCUUUCAGUGUAUAUUAGCUUCUGUGUUUUAGACACGCUUCUGACUUAUUUACUUGUUAACCUAUUUAAUAUUACGUUUUUAUUAGUCAGCUAUAGUAGCUGGCUGGUUAAGUUAGCACUAGCCUAGUCGCUAAUGAUAGCUAGCUAGCUAACAUCCCCGAACAUGAGCUCCCUAAACUACUCCCCUCCUGUUAAAGAAGAGGAGGUCUGCUGGACGGAGAAAGAAGUUCUGGGGCUGAACAUUGUCGUGAAAGAAGAGAAGGAAGAGGAGGAUGUCACAGUAAAACAAGAAGUAGAGGGUGAGGCUGUUACCGUGAAAGAAGAGGAAGAAUCGUUCAGAGUGAAAGAGGAAGAGGAUGUUACAGUAAAAGAAGAGGAGGAUGCAGUUUUUGGAGUGAAGAAGGAAGGAGAGAUUACUGUCACAUUGAAAGAUGAAGAGGUGGAAAUCAGAGAUCUGAGUAACACCAGAGAGAUACCAGACUCUCACUAUGACAGCAGGAAGAGUCCUUCAGAAGAACCAGACCCAGAGACGCCCAAACCAGCGAGACAACACAACUGCUCCCACUGUGAAAAGAGUUUUCGCUGUUUAGGGAACCUAAAACGCCAUGAGAGGACACACACAGGAGAAAAGCCAUACCACUGCUUACAAUGUGAAAAGAGUUUUUCCGGAUUAGGGGACUUAAAAGCUCAUGAGAGGACACACACAGGAGAAAAGCCUUUCCACACUGGGAACAUUGGAAAGAGUUUUAUUCAGUUAGGAAGCCUGAAGGAGCAUGAGGGGAUGCACACAGGAGAAAAGCGUCAUCACUGUUCCCAGUGUGGAAAGUGUUUUACUGUGUUAAAUAACCUGAAAAGGCAUGAGAGAAUACACAAAGGAGAAAAGCCAUUUCAAUGUUCCCAUUGUGGAAAGCGUUUUACUCAGAGAGGGCACCUACAAGAGCAUGAGAGAAUACACACAGGAGAAAAGCCUUACCACUGCUCCCAGUGUAAAAAUAGAUUUUCACGAGUAGGGGACCUAAAAGCUCAUGAAAGUACACACACAGGAUUAAAGCCUUACCACUGCUUCUUAUGUGAAAAGAGAUUUUCCCGAUCAGGGGACCUAAAAGCUCACGAGAGGACACACACAGGAGAAAAGCCUUUUCAAUGUUCCCAGUGUGGAAAGAGUUUUACCCUGUUAGCUAAUCUGAAAAGGCAUGAGAAAAUACACACAGGAGAAAAUCCUUUUCACUGUUCCCACUGUGGAAUGAGUUUUAUUCAGUUAGCGAGCCUGAAGGCACAUGAGUGGACACACUCAGAAGAAAAGCCUUUCCAGUGUUCCCAGUGUCGAAAGAUUUUUACCCUGUUAGCUAACCUGAAAAGGCAUGAGAGAAUACAUACAGGAGAAAAGCCUUACCACUGCUUACAAUGUGAAAAGAGAUUUUCCCGAUCAGGGGACCUAAAAGCUCAUGAAUGGACACACACAGGACAAGAACCUUUCCAUUGUUUCCAGUGUAGAAAGCGUUUUACCGUGUUAGCUAACCUGAAAAGGCAUGAGAGAAUACACACAGGAGAAAAGCCUCAUCACUGUUCCCACUGUGGAAUGAGAUUUAUUCAGUCAAGGAGCCUGAAGGAGCAUGAGUGGACACACACAGGAGAAAAGCCUUUCCAAUGUUCCCAGUGUGGAAAGAGUUUUAUCGUGUUAAGUAACCUAAAAAGGCAUGAGAGAAUACACACAGGAGAAAAGCCAUUCCAAUGUUCACAUUGUGGAAACAGUUUUACUCAGAGAGGGCACCUAAAAGAGCAUGAGAGAAUACACACAGGAGAAAAGCCUUACCGCUGCUCCCAGUGUAAAAAUACAUUUUCCAGAGUAGGGGACCUAAAAGCUCACGAGAGGACACACACAGGAGAAAAGCCUUUCCAAUGUUCCCAGUGUAGAAAGAGUUUUACCGUGUUCGCUACCCUGAAAAGGCAUGAGAGAAUACACACAGAAGAAAAGCGAGGCACCGAAGAUGUGGAUGUCUAAUAAGGCAGCCCCCCGCACCUCUCUGAUUUAGAGUGGUUGGGUUAAAUGCGGAAGACACGUUUCAGUUGAAUGCAUUCAUUUGUACAACUGACUAGGUGUCACCCAUUCCCUAUUAUAGAGCUCUGCUCAGCCUAUAAACAUGAAAGCAAUGUUAUAUUUAAUGUUCUACAUUAUUAUUAUUAUUAUUAGGGCAGCCGCCAAGUUAUGAAAAUUAUGGUAUGUUCUGAAAACUGACUUCAGGUUUUUGAGGAAUCUAGCCUCGCAGGAAGACAGUUUUAUUUUAUGGAGGUUUAAUUCCGUUCUCUUUUUAGUAUUUAACUAAAUACCCUGUCUUUGGUAGGACAGGGACCAGACUUUUCACUGUUCCCACUGUGGAAUGAGUUUUAUUCAGUUAGGGAGCCUUAAGGAGCAUGAGUGGACACACACAGGAGAAAAGCCUUACCACUGCUCCCAGCGUUAAAAACUGAUUUCACGAGUAGGGGACCUAAAAGCUCAUGUGCGAAUACACACAGGAGAAAAGCCUUUCCAAUGUUCCCAGUGUGGAAAGAGUUUUACCUGGUUAAGGAGCCCGAAGGAGCAUAAGAGGACACACACAAUAAAAGUCCAACCACUGCUCUCUCUCUGUGUGGAAGGACAUUUUCCCAGUCAGCGAUCCUGAAAUCACAUGAGAAAGGCUGUAUUCCUACUUAUAUUUUUGACAGAGAAUUUGUGUUUUUGUUUUGUGCCACAUGAAAUCAUAUUGUUUAUGAUUAUACCCGUCUAUAUAAGGUCAGACAGUUGGCAAUGCACGUCAGAGCAAACUCCAAGCCAUGAGGUCGAAGAAAUAGAGGUCGAAGAAAUUGUCCGUAGAGCUCAGAGACAGGAUUGUGUCGAGGCACAGAUCUGGGGAAGGGUACCAAAAAAGGUCUGCAGCAUUGAAGGUCUCCAGUAGCUGCCAUCAUUCUUAAAUGGAAGAAGUUUGGAACCACCAAGACUCUUCCUAGAGCUGGCCGCCCGGCCAAACUGAGCAAUCGGGGGAGAAGGACAACCAUCUCUGCAGCACUCCACCAAUCAGGCCUUUAUGGUAGAGUGGCCAGACAGAAGCCACUCCUCAGUAAAAGGCACAUGAUCGAGGGAAAGGGAAUCGAGGAAAAGAUGAACACACACAGGAGAGCAAUCUUUUAGCUGUGAUCUACGUGGGAAGAGUUUUGGUACAUCUGACUAUCUGAAGACACACCAGAGAACAUACACAGGAGACAAACCUUCUAGCUGAGAUAGUCUGAUAAAAGAUCUCUGAUCAAACAUCAGAAAAUACAUACAUGAAGGAGUUGUUUCAUGGAAUCAAUGAAAUAAUGUCACAAUGUAGAAUGUUUUUAACAUUGUGGUAGAAUUAUUUUAAUUAAUUUCACAAUGUAGAACCCUAAACGUUUGAUUUAACAAAACGUCCCUUUAAAAAGUUGUUACAUUUACCAUGUUGGUGACCCACUUGAAUCAAAUGCAACACUCAAAUGUAGCUAGCUGUUUUCUACAAAUGUUCCUCUAACCAGUGAUGUACACAUUAUUCCCAGACUCUGUGUGGUUUUUGAGCUGUUUUUGCAACCAGGACUUGCAACCAUAUCUCCCUCCUCUCGACGAUUUAUUUCAGCAUGAUAUCGAUGAGUGAUGACAAAUAAGUGUUGCAUUCCUUUGUUUAGCGACCCCUACAUUUAAAUGCAUCACUCCAAAAUGUAGCUGACUGUCUUCUGCAGGUUGUCCUCUAACCAGUGAGGUAAAAGAUAUCUACCAUUUCCAUGUGUUUUUUUUAGUUGUGUUAGUUUCAACAGCACAUACAACCUGAUUUCCCCCCUAAUCGAUAUCAGUGAUUUAUUGCUACUUGUCAAAACAACAACAUUUUUGGUGUUGUGCAGUUUAUUGUGCAGUUUAUAAGGUGCUUGUUUAAAAAAAAUACAAGUAAUAUGAUUAUUGUGGCAGAUGUUUGUGUAGAUAGUACAUUUUAUGUUUAGGAUUUCAAUUAAUCACAAACUGUUUCUGCAUUUGGACUAUUGAUUUGGACACCUUUAAACUGUGACAUUAAUUUCAACGUAUUUGCAGCCUAUACACAUGGACGCAGUAUAAUAAAUUGGUCUAUAAUCAGCCUGACAAAA